GCCUGCGGGUCUAGAAAAGGUCCGGGGUUUCGGCUCCGCAUCCCCACGGAGGACGGAAGCGGCGAUCGUGGCACAGAUGGCCACUCCAUCAUCGCCAACUUCGGAGCCAGCACGGCAACAGUUCCCUCAAAAAAGUGCACGACAACAACAUGGAACGCCCAAACCUCCGGCAGCGAGAGAAAUGCUGCACCAGCAGCAAGAAAGCGACUUCAGCAACAAGAUCCGACACGGCAACGUCGUGCGCUCCAUCGGUUCGAUACCAGCCACACCUCCGGCUGAUUGGGAGAUGCUGCACCCGCAGCAGAACAACAACAACAUCCGGCACGGCAAGGUCGUGCGGGCCAUCGGUGCGAUACCAGCUACACCUCCGGCUGAUUGGAAAGUGCUGCACCAGCAGCAGAAGAACAACAACACCAGUGGGACCAUGCAUGGUUCACAGGAAGCUGCCAGUUGGACUCGAGCCGUAAGUCGAAUCUUAAUAAAACCACACUCUGACAAAAAAUGACCAGAAUAGUCGGGAGAUAGGAAUUAACAUCUUUAUAUUCAACAGUGCCCAGCCUGGCGGUCCUCUUGAUGGUGGGUG
Uranotaenia lowii is the source of this 583-nucleotide messenger RNA. RefSeq lists its product as uncharacterized. The transcript is spliced from 2 exons. Lineage: Eukaryota; Metazoa; Arthropoda; Insecta; Diptera; Culicidae. The record is from RefSeq and is a predicted model, not a curated record. The coding region runs from base 77 to 505 and encodes 142 amino acids.